Nerophis ophidion (straightnose pipefish) is the source of this 12146-nucleotide messenger RNA. It is a transcript of the gene fbln1, whose product is annotated as fibulin 1. Gene Ontology annotation, cellular component: extracellular region. Gene Ontology annotation, molecular function: peptidase activator activity; calcium ion binding. The record is from RefSeq and is a predicted model, not a curated record. NCBI's taxonomy places the organism in Eukaryota, Metazoa, Chordata, Actinopteri, Syngnathiformes, Syngnathidae. Gene Ontology annotation, biological process: extracellular matrix organization. Bases 29 to 2395 code for a protein of 788 amino acids. The transcript has 16 exons.
CUCAGAAGUGUCAGUCAAGUGUCAAUCCAUGCCCUACAUGGUGGAAAACUACAUGGUCAAAACCAAUGAGAACUACAAUUCCCAGAAUGCCAAUGGAAAAUGGCCGCCAAAUUACUGGUUUGAAGGACAAACAGCAAGCUGCCACAACCGCAAGUUCGACUCUACAAGUUUCUCCGAACACACCAAAGACUCCAGAGUCCUGCAGGGAACUCCAUCACUCCUCCGCUCUUUCCUACCGGAGCCGCCGCGUCGGUUUUGCAUGCCAAGAAGCUUCUUUUUGUUCCAACCCUCGCCUGGGAUGUGGAACCUGCACCACGUGGGUUCUAACCUUCACCAUAUGGGUUCUAAGCUUCACCACAUGGGUAUGCACCUCGUUCUCCUCACCUCGCUGCUGGGAGUCCUCCUUGCUCAAGGAGUGCAGCAGAUCUCCAUUGACGACUGCUGCAAGGAUGGCCAGAAGCAUGCCGGCGAUAAAGAAGACUGUGCGACCCUCCCGCUCAUCUCCGAGUCGCCGACGUGCAGGACGGUGCAGGAGCAGUGUUGCGUGGCCGUGCUGGAGGACAACAUGUGCACCACAGGCAUCACCAUGGCCAAGGACCAAGGAGCGUGCGACUCUUUGUUCUCCAACACCUGUGAGACAAAGACAACCAAGAUGUGCUGCGACUGCUGCCUCCUGGGCAAGACGGGCCAGGAGCAGGGACUGCCGUGCGACCACAGCCUGGCUCUGGGGUACCAGUGCGGCCUGGUGUACCGGGCUUGUUGCGUGGACGGAGCGCCAGACAACCAGACCGCCGCGACCACGGGGAAUUCCGAACUGCCAAUCAAAGACGAGACCCCAGACAACAAAGACAAUUCCGUGCUGGUAGAUCAGUGCAAUGGCAAGUGUGCUCACCUUUGUGUGAGUAACGAGACGUGCGCCUGCUUCAAAGGCUACAAACUCAAGCCGAAUGGAAAGACCUGCGAGGACAUUAACGAGUGCUUACUGGGAGCCAGCAACUGUCGAGGGGGCGAGCGCUGCAUCAACACGGAGGGCUCCUUCCGCUGCCAGAGGGAGGUCAGCUGCGGCACCGGCUACGAACUGACGGACGACAACAACUGCAUAGAUAUUGACGAGUGCGAAACAGGCAUCCAUAACUGUGGUCCAGAGUUCCAGUGCCAAAACACUCAGGGGUCAUUCCGUUGUCUCCCCAAGGUCCAGUGUGGCGCAGGUUUCAUCCAGGAUGCUCUGGGAAAAUGCAUUGAUAUCAACGAGUGUGUGAGCCAGACGGGUCCGUGCCAAAGAGGUCAGCUGUGCAUCAACACCGCCGGCUCGUACGUCUGCCGGAAGAACUCGGUCAACUGUGGGCGGGGCUACCACCUCAACGAGGAAGGCACACGCUGUGUCGACAUCGACGAGUGCAAAGGCCCCGAUCAGGUGUGCUCGGGUCACGGCUGCGUCAACACCAUGGGCUCCUACCACUGCGAGUGUGACGGCGGCUACAACUUCAACAGCAUCAGUCGCCUCUGCGAGGAUAUCAACGAAUGCAGGCACUACCCCGGACGCCUGUGCGCUCACAAGUGCGACAACACACCUGGAUCCUACAAGUGCAGCUGCACCACCGGCUUCAAGCUGGCACGGGACGGCAGGAACUGUGAAGAUCUCAACGAGUGUGAAAGCAACCCGUGCAGUCAGGAAUGCGCCAACGUGUACGGCUCCUACCAGUGCUACUGUCGCCGUGGCUACCAGCUCAGCGACAUCGAUGGAGUGACGUGUGAAGAUAUCGACGAAUGCGCUCUUCCCACCGGCGGCCACAUCUGCUCCUACCGGUGCCACAACACUCCUGGAAACUUCCACUGCUCCUGUCCUCUCAGCGGCUACACUUUGGCGCCCAACGGCCGCAGCUGCCAAGAUGUUGAUGAAUGUGUGACCGCGACGCACACCUGCUUGGAAAACCAGAGAUGCUUCAACGUGCAGGGGGGAUUCCGCUGUCUGUCCUUUGAAUGUCCCGCCAACUACCGCCGCGUCAGCGAAACUCGAUGUGAACGCUUGCUUUGCAAUGAGUCUGUCGAGUGCCCGGCCAUGCCGCUGAGAAUAACCUACUACUACCUCACCUUCCCCACCAACAUCCCCGUCUUCACCAACAUCUUCCGCAUGGGCCCCUCCCACACGGUGCCGGGCGACGAGGUGGACAUCGCCAUCACGUCGGGCGACCAGGGCGGCUUCUUCAAGGCGGAGCGGGUGGCCAACGGCGGCGUCAUGUCCGUGGCCAGGCUCAUCGCCGGCCCGCGGGACUUUGAUCUGUCGGUGGAACUCAGCCUGCGUCGCUACGGCACGCUCAGCACGUACUUGGCCAAGGUCAUGGUGUUUGUCAUGCAGGACGAGCCGCCCGUCGCUUAUAACCCUCUUCUGGAAUAAAUCCGAGGGGCCGCUAGCCAUGUGUUAUCUUUCCUGCACACGGUCGUGGCGUGAACGCACUCAAACACGGCGUGAGACUCGAGUCGUAGGAUUACCUAAAAAAGUCAUAAAGUGACAAGAAAAAGUUAGCAUUAAAUAAAAAAAGAAUAAAGUUUUCGUGUCACGUGAAUAAAGAAAUCACGUGAUGUUGGAAAAAAAUAAGGAUGAAUCUGCGAUUUUAUGAACCUACGUCAGAAAAUUAUAAAAAAAUAUGUCAUUGUACUAAUGUAUUUUUCGGAGUAUACAGUAAGUCGCUCCAGAGUACCGUAUUUCCUUGAAUUGCCGCCGGGGCGCUAAUUAUUUUAAAACCUCUUCUCACUCCGGCACUUACCAAAGACAUGGGGUAAAUUUAGGCCUGCGCUUAUAAAUUUGAGUGUGAUGUAAGGAUACCAUCAUGAAAAGCACAUUUAAUAAAAAAAAAACGUUGUUAUGGUCUUACUUUUACUUAUAAAUGAAGUCCAUGCGCAGCUCCUUCUGGUCAAAAGCAUCGAUAACUUGUUUAUAGAAGUCUUCCUUAUCUUUCUUCAGUUUUAAAAGUCUGUCUCGAUGGAGAUCUUCCUUUAUAACCUGCUUCGAUUGAAAGUCCAGUUUAGAAAACUUUUUUAUUUUAGAUAUGUAAUCCUCCAUGUUAAAAGUGCAAGCGAGAGGAAAAAAUAAAACGAUCGCUGCCCACUCUUGCUGCCUGUUGUCACUUCUUCUGCAGCCGAGUAGUCGCAAGAAGGAUCACUAGUGCCCUCUACCACCAGGAGGCGGGAGUCAUUUAAUGACUCAUAUUUGACACACGCAGCUACGGUAUAUUAAUAAAACAUAGCUGCUUACUGUUCUUUUUAGCAUAUUCAAUAGCUUGGACCUUAAAUCCUACUGAAUAGCUCUUAAUCUUCUUCCCUUUAUGCGAUUUCAAAUUAUUGAAAUCAGCCUCCUCCAUUUUGAAAAUGAUGACAGGUGAAGUGUCACUCGUAACGUGACGAGUUUCACCCGGUGGAAAUUCUAGGCAUAUGCUAAUUAUUUGGCGAAACGAGUUUGACCCGGUGGAUAUUCUAGACAUGCGCUAAUAAAAAUAUUAGUAAUUCUAGGCAGGCGCAUACAUACUAUAUACCCAGCGGCAAUUCAAGGAAAUACGGCAAUAAAGAAGGAAAGAAACAUAUAUAAAUCGCACUGGAGUAUAAGUCGCAAUUUUGGGGGAAAUUUAUUUGAUAAAACCUAACACCAAGAAUAGACAAUUGAAAGGCAAUUUAAAAUAAAUAAAGAAUAGUGAACAACAGGCUGAAUAAGUGUACGUUAUAUGAGGCAUAAAUAACCAACUGAGAAGGUGCCUGGUAUGUUAACGUAACAUAUUAUGGUAAGAGUCAUUCAAAUAACUAUAACAUAUAGAACAUGCGUUUACCAAACAAUUCGUCACUCCUAAUCGUGUAAAUCCCAUGAAAUCUUAUACGUCUAGUCUCUUACGGGAAUAAGCUAAAUAAUAUUUUUUGAUAUUUUACGGUAAUGUGUUAAUAAUUUCACACAUAAGUCGCUCCUGAGUAUAAGUCGUACCCCUUGCCAAACAAUGAAAAAAACAGCGACUUGUAUCCGAAAAAUACAGUAGAUCAGGGGUAGGGAACCUAUGACUCUCGAGCCAGAUGUGGCUCUUUUGAUGACCGCAUCUGGCUCUCAGAUAAAUCUUAGCUGACGUUGCUCAACACGAUAAGUAAUGAAUAAUUCCGCUGGUAAUCACAGUGUCAAAAAUAACGUUCAAAAUACAAAACAUUCUCAUGCAUUUUAAUCCAUCCCUCCAUCCGUUUCUAUCACACCUCUUCAAGAAUUCGCAUUAAUGGUCAAAAUGUUGUUUAUUAUUGGUUAACUUCAGAUUAACAAUGUUAUUAAAAAAGAAUAAGAGAUGCACAUUUUAGUUGUUGUAAUCACGGAAAGUCCAAAUCCAAAAUCAGGCUUUGGUCCACAUCCUGAAAUAAAGCUCUGCCGGCUACAAGAACGUUAUCAUGUUGUGUUUCUAAAGCAAGUAGCUUUAACCUAGCAUGCUGUAGCUGUUCAAAUGUGAGCCUAAUGUUAGCACCUUAGCUCACAAAGCUAUGUUAGUAAUGCUAAAUGCCACCUUGUUGUAAUGGGUUAGGUUACUUUAUUUGUUAUGGUUGAAGGAGGGAGUUGUGACGGCACAGAACCACGAGGGGGCAAUAUUGCUCUCUCUCUCUCGCGAUAUAUAUAUAUAUAUAUAUAUAUAUAUAUAUAUAUAUACAUAUAUAUAUAUAUAUAUAUAUAAUAACAAGGCCUAGGGUUACGAGAAUGAAAAUGUUAAUAAAAGUUUGAAAAAAAAGUCAAGCAAGUACCAAUAUUUUUUUUUAAAACAAAGUAGAUCCCCGCAUAUUUGUGCUUUGACAUUUGCACGCCCACAUAUUUCUUUUAUGCUUUCAAUUGUAAAUACUUAUUGUUAACAGGAAGCAUUUUGAUGGCGCUAUCUGCAGGACAAAAUAAAAAGUGUCAUUUAGCAGAAAAAUGCGUUUAAAAGACCUAAUGUAUGAAUAGAAUAGAAUAAAAAUGGACAUUAUUGUCAUUAUAUUAGAUAGAUAGUACUUUUUUAAAUCCUUCAGGAGAGUUCCUUACAGGACGGGGUGGUAUAGCUCGGUUGGUAGAGUGGCAGUGCCAGCAACUUGAGGGUUCCAGGUUCGAUCCCCGCUUCUGCCGUUGUGUCCUUGGGCAAGACGCUUUACCCAGUGCCACCCACUUUGCUUUAAAUGGAACUUAAAUAUUGGCUUUCACUAUAUAAAAGCGCUUUGAGUCACUAGAGAAAAGCGCUAUAUAAAUAUAAUUCACUUCUUCCUUCAGGAAGAUUCAAAUGUAUUUGCAAUGAAAAUUGUAUGCAAAAUAUGAACAACUGAGUGUUAAAUGCAAAUAAUAUAUUAUUUGCAUUUAACGGGAUUAAAGACUCCAACUUAAGGUGCAGUAGUGGAAACAAAUAUGGAAUAAAAAUAAAUCACAUAAGUAAUAAAGAUGAAAUUUAAGAAUUGAAAUAAACAGACUACUAUCCAAUAAAAGCAAUAAGCAAUCCUGUGCAAUAUACAAAAAACUGUGCAAUAUACAGAUUAUGUUUUAUAUCCCGUACAACUGAAUUUAAAAGCACAUUAUACGAUUUAGAAUAAAAAACAUAUGAUAUGGACACAUUAAAAAAAAACACUGUGCCGCGGCACACUAGUGUACCAUGAGAUACAGUCUGGUGUGCCGUGGGAGAUUAUCUAAUUUCAUCUUUUUGGGUUAAAAAUAUUUUUUGUAAAGCAGUAAUUUUAGUCUGCAAAUUAUGUGUUAUUGUUGAGUGUCUGUGCUGUCUAGAGCUGGGCAGAGUAACCGUGUAAUACUCUUCCAUAUCAGUAGGUGGCAACCGGUAGCUAAAAUGCUUUGUAGAUGUGGGAAACAGCGGGAGGCAGGGUGCAGGUAAAAAAGGUGUCUAAUUCUUAAACCAAAAAUAAACAAAAGAUGAAGGCCCCUAAGAAAAGGCAUUGAAGCUUAGGGAAGGCUAUGCAGAACCAAACUAAAACUGAACUGGCUGCAAAGUAAACAAAAACGGGAUGCUGGACGACAGCAAAGACUUACUGUGGAGCAAACACAAAGUACAUCCGAACAUGGCAUGACAAUCAACAAUGUCCACACAAAGAAGGAUAAAAACAACUGAAAUAUUCUUGAUUGCUAAAACAAAGUAGGUGCAGGGAAUAUCGCUCAAAGGAAGAUAUGAAACUACUACAGGAAAAUACCAAAAAAAGAGAAAAGGCCACCAAAACCGUGGGUGAUUCUCUAAUUUCACCUAUUUGGGUUAAAAAUAUUUUUUGCAAAGCAAUAGUUAUAGUCUGCAAAUGAUGUGUUGUUGUUGAGUGUCGGUGCUGUCUGGAGCUCGGCAGAGUAACCGUGUAAUACUCUUCCAUAUCAGUAGGUGGCAGCCGGUAGCUAAUUGCUUUGUAGAUGUGGGAAACAGCGGGAGGCAGGGUGCAGGUAAAAAUGUGUUUCAUGCUUAAACCAAAAAGUGAUAAGUCCGCAAAGAAAAGGCAGUGAGCCUUAGGGAAGGCUAUGCAGAACCAAACUAAAACUGAACUGGCUGUAAAGUAAAGAAAAACAGAAUGCUGGACGACAGCAAAGACUUAAGCGUGUGGAGGACAGAUGGCGUCCACAAAGUACAUCUGAACAUGAUAUGACAAUCAACAAUUUCCCCACGAAGAAGGAUAAAAACAAGUGAAAUAUUCUUGAUUGCUAAAACAAAGUAGAUGCUCAAAGGAAGACAUGAAACUGCUACAGGAAAAUACAGAAAAAAUAAAAAAAGCCACCAAAAUAGGAGCGCAAGACAAGAAGUAAAACACUACACAGGAAAACAGCAAACAACUCUAAAUAAAUGACAAUACACCUACUUUGAGACAAGAGCUAUAUUGAUGCAUGCUUGCUUAUGCUUUAAAUUCAUAUCCAACAAUUGCGACUUUUUACUGUCCACUGAGUUUCGUUUUUUAAUGAUUUCUGCUGGUGGUGUGUCUGCAUUUUUUCAACGCAAAAAGUGUGCUUUGGCUCAAAAAAGGUUGAAAAAUGCUGGUCUAAAAUUUCGAUUAUAAACAUUAUAAAAGCAUUUUAGAGGUUUUUAUGACUGUUUUUUUUUAGCAAAAUUUUGAGUCAACAUCUAUGAAUAGGUGGGAUUUACUGUAUUACUAUAAUAACGUGCUAAUGGUAAAAAAAAUAUAUUCUAAGAGAAUAAACUUUUAAUUUAAUAGAGAUGAGGGUGUAGAAUUACACAAAGUUGUGAUAUGAGAAAUGUGCAGGAAAAAAGUGGUAUACUACUAAAAAAGUGGUAUUUUUGAUGGUCUAAACUUUAGCAUUAUAAAGGCAUUUUAGAGGUUUUUAUGUUUUUUUUUAGCAAAAUUUCGAGUCAACAGCUACGAAUAGGUAGGCCUGCGAGGAGAUGGCGACUUGUCCAGGGUGUACUUCGCCUUCCGCCCGAUUGUAGCUGAGAUCGGCUCCAGUGCCCCCCGAUUGCCCCAAAAGGGAAUAAGCGGUAGAAAAAUGGAUGGAUGGAUGGAGCUACGAAUAAGUGGGAUUUACUUUAAUUCUAUAAUAACUUGUUAAAUGGUAAAAAAAAAUGGAGAAUAAACUUUUAAUUUAAUAGAAAUAAGUGUGUAGAAUCACACAAAGUUGUGUUAUGAGAAAUGUGCAGGAAAAAAAUGGUAUACCACUAAAAAAAAAAUAUGUUUUUGAUAGUCUAAACUUUAGAUUCUAAACAUUAUAAAAGCAUUUUAGAGGUUUCUAUGGGUGUUUUUUUUUAAGCAACAUUUUGUGUCAACGUCUACAAAAAGGUGGAAUUUAUUGUAUUUCUAUAGUAACGUGUUAAUGGUAAAAAAUAGAGAAUAAACGUUUAAUUUAAUAGAGAUAAGGGUGUAGAAUCACACAAAGUUGUGAUAUGAGAAAUGUGCAGGAAAAAAGUGGUAUUUUUUGAUAGUCUAAACUUUAGAUUCCAAACAUUAUAAAAAGCAUUUUAAAGGUUUUUAUGGGUGUUUUUUUUUAGCUAAAUUUUGAGUCAACAUCUACGAAUAGGUGGGAUUUACUGUAUUUUUAUAAUAACGUGUUAAUGGUAAAAAAUAGAGAAUUAACUUUUAAUUUAAUAGAGAUAAAUGUGUGGAAUCACACAAAGUUGUGAUAUGAGAAAUGUGCAGGAAAAAUUGGUAUUUUUUGAUGGUCUAAACUUUAGAUUCUAAACAUUAUUCAAGCAUUUUAGAGGUUUUUAUGGGUGUUUUUUUUAGCAAAAUUUUGAUUCAACAUCUUCAAAAAGGUGGGAUUUAUUGUAUUUCUAUAGUAACGUGUUAAAUGGUAAAAAAAAUAGAGAAUAAACUUUUAAUUUAAUAGAAAUAAGGGUGUAGAAUCUCACAAAAUUGUGAUAUGAGAAAUGUGCAGGAAAAAAGUGAUAUUUUUUCAUAGUCUAAACUUUAGAUUCGAAACAUUAUAAAAGCAUUUUAGAGGUUUUAAUUGGUGUUUUUUUUAGUAAAAUUUUGAGUCAACAUCUACGAGUAGUUGGGAUGUACUGUAUUUCUUUAAUAACGUGUUAAAUGGUAAAAAAAGAAAACAAACUUUUAAUUUAAUAGAGAUGAGGGUGUAGAAUCACACAAAAUUGUGAUAUGAUAAAUGUGCAAGAAAAAAGUGGUAUACUACUAAAAAAGAGGUGUUUUUUGAUAGUUUAAACUUAAGAUUCUAAACAUAAAGGAAUUUUAGAGGUUUUUAUGGGUGUUUUUCAGCAAAAGUUUGAGUCAACAUCUACGAAUAGGUGGGAUUUAUUGUCUUUUUAUAAUAACGUGUUAAUGGUAAACGAUAAUAGAGAAUACACUUUUAAUUUAAUAGAGAUAAGGGUGUAGAAUCACACAAAGUUGUGAUAUGAGAAAUGUGCAGGAAAAAAGUGGUAUACUACUAAAAAAGUGGUAUACUACUAAAAAAGUGGUACUUUUUGAUAGUCUAAACUUUAGAUUGUAAACAUUAUAAAAGCAUUUUUGAAGUUUUUAUGGGUCUUUUUUUUUUAGCAACAUUUUGAGUCAACAUCUACAAAAAGGUGGGAUUUAUUGUAUUUCUAUAAUAACGUGUUAAUGGUAAAAAAGAUAGAGGAUAAACUUUUAAUUUAAUAGAAAUAAGGGUGUAGAAACACACAAAGUUGUGGUAUGAGAAAUGUCCCGGAAAAAAGUGGUAUUUUUUGAUAGUCUAAACUUUAGAUCUUAUACAUUGUAAAAGCAUUUUAGAGGUUUCUAUGGGUUUUUUUUUUUUUAGCAAAAUUUUGAGUCAACAUCUACAAAAAGGUGGGAUUUAUUGUAUUUCUAUAAUAACGUGUUAAUGGUAAAAAUAGAGAAUAAACUUUUAAUUUAAUAGAGAUAAAGGUGUAGAAACACACAAAGUUGUGAUAUGAGAAAUGUGCAGGAAAAAAGUGGUAUUUUUUGAUAGUCUAAACUUUAGAUCUUAUACAUUGUAAAAGCAUUUUAGAGGUUUUUAUGUUUUGUUUUUUUUUUAGCAAAAUUUUGAGUCAACAUCUACAAAAAGGUGGGAUUUAUUUUAUUUCUAUAAUAACGUGUUAAUGGUAAAAAUAGAGAAUAAACUUUUAAUUUAAUAGAAAUAAGUGUGUAGAAUCACACAAAGUUGUGUUAUGAGAAAUGUGCAGGAAAAAAAUGGUAUACCACUAAAAAAAAAAUAUGUUUUUGAUAGUCUAAACUUUAGAUUCUAAACAUUAUAAAAGCAUUUUAGAGGUUUUUAUGGGUGUUUUUUUUUAAGCAACAUUUUGUGUCAACGUCUACAAAAAGGUGGAAUUUAUUGUAUUUCUAUAGUAACGUGUUAAUGGUAAAAAAUAGAGAAUAAACGUUUAAUUUAAUAGAGAUAAGGGUGUAGAAUCACACAAAGUUGUGAUAUGAGAAAUGUGCAGGAAAAAAGUGGUAUUUUUUGAUAGUCUAAACUUUAGAUUCCAAACAUUAUAAAAAGCAUUUUAAAGGUUUUUAUGGGUGUUUUUUUUAGCUAAAUUUUGAGUCAACAUCUACGAAUAGGUGGGAUUUACUGUAUUUUUAUAAUAACGUGUUAAUGGUAAAAAAUAGAGAAUUAACUUUUAAUUUAAUAGAGAUAAAUGUGUGGAAUCACACAAAGUUGUGAUAUGAGAAAUGUGCAGGAAAAAUUGGUAUUUUUUGAUUGUCUAAACUUUAGAAUCUAAACAUUGUAAAAGCAUUUUAGAGGUUUUUAUGGGUGUUUUUUUUUUCAGUAAAAUUUUGGGUCAACAUCUACAAGUAGUUGGGAUUUAUUGUAUUUCUUUAAUAACGUGUUAAAUGGUAAAAAAAAUAGAGAAUAAACUUUUAAUUUAAUAGAAAUAAGGGUGUAGAAUCACACAAAGUUGUGAUAUGAGAAAUGUGCAGGAAAAAAGUGAUAUUUUUUCAUAGUCUAAACUUUUGGUUCGAAACAUUAUAAAAGCAUUUUAGAGGUUUUAAUGGGUGUUUUUUUUAGUAAAAUUUUGAGUCAACAUCUACAAGUAGUUGGGAUUUAUUGUAUUUCUUUAAAAACGUGUUAAAUGGUAAAAAAAAAAAGAGAACAAAUUUUAAUUUAAUAGAGAUGAGGGUGUAGAAUCACACAAAAUUGUGAUAUGAGAAAUGUGCAAGAAAAAAGUGGUAUACUACUAAAAAAGAGGUAUUUUUUGAUAGUCUAAACUUAAGAUUCUAAACAUAAAGGAAUUUUAGAGGUUUUUAUGGGUGUUUUUCAGCAAAAGUUUGAGUCAACAUCUACGAAUAGGUGGGAUUCAUUGUCCUUCUAUAAUAACGUGUUAAUGGUAAACGAUAAUAGAGAAUACACUUUUAAUUUAAUAGAAAUAAGGGUGUAGAAUCACACAAAGUUGUGAUAUGAGAAAUGUUCAGGAAAAAAGUGGUAUACUACUAAAAAAGUGGUAAUUUUUGAUAGUCUAAACUUUAGAUUGUAAACAUUAUAAAAGCAUUUUUGAAGUUUUAUGGGUCUUUUUUUUUUAGCAAAAUUUUGUGUCAAUGUCUACAAAAAGGUGGGAUUUAUUGUAUUUCUAUAGUAACGUGUUAAUGGUAAAAAAUAGAGAAUAAACUUUUAAUUUAUUGGGGUAAGGGUGUAGAAAAACACAAAGUUGUGAUAAGAGAAAUGUGCAGGAAAAAAGUGGUAUUUUUUGUUAGUCUAAACUUUAGAUUCUAAACAUUACAAAAGCAUUUUAGAGGUUUUUAUGGGUGUUUUUUUUUUUUUUUAGCAAAAUUUUGAGUCAACAUCUACAAAAAGGUGGGAUUUAAUGUAUUUGUAUAAUAACGUGUUAAUGGUAAAAAAUAGAGAAUAAACUUUUAAUUUAAUAGAGAUAAGGGUGUAGAAAAACACAAAAUUGUGAUAUGAGAAAUGUGCAGGAAAAAAGUGGUAUUUUUUGAUAGUCUAAACUUUAGAUUCUAAACAUUAUAAAAGCAUUUUAGAGGUUUUUAUGGGUGUUUUUCUUAGCAAAAUUUUGAGUCAACAUCUACAAAUAGGUGGAAUUUACUGUAUUUGUAUAAUAACAUGUUAAUGGUGAAAAAAUAGACAAUUAACUUUUAAUUUAAUAGAGAUAAAUGGGUAGAAUCACACAAAGUUGUGAUAUGAGAAAUGUCUGAAUGUCAUUUUGUGUGAAUAGUCACGUUUAACAGGAAUAAAGUUGUGCGAGGGAUCUCGAAAUUGACGAGAAAACUGAACAAUUUUUGAAUAUUUUACAAAAAUAAUCAUUAUACAAAAGUGAUAACUACACUGCACAUGUGUGGUAAGUUGUGAUCAAUUAGAAUAGUCCUCAUUUUGUUCAUAUUUACCCCCAAAAAAGACACUUAAUUUAAAAUGUCAGAAAAAGUUACUGUUUUAUUAAGAUACAGUUUUAUCAUUUGAAUAAACUUGCGUAUUGAUGGGGGAAAAAAUGUCAUAACACUACAAAAAGUCAUUUUACAGGAAUAUUUUAUGAUAAUAAAAGAAGCCAACAUUUUUAUGCGUAUAUAUUUUUACCAAAAGACAUGGUGUGCAUGUGCAGCCUCCCCUGCAAGGAAGAUAACUCUGCUGCUUUUCUUUAGUGGCCGCUAGGUAGCGCAACAGGUCAGGGUAAUCCCUCCAUGAUUUGCAACAUGGAGUACUUGGAUAGUUAGUUGCUUGCAUGUGAUGAUUUAUUCUGCUUGAUGCUUUGUGUGUUGGCUGAGCACUUUUCCAAUAAAAGAGGAAUAAGGCAGGCAAA